Dentiscutata heterogama is the source of this 1513-nucleotide messenger RNA. The record is from the annotation of a GenBank genome assembly. NCBI's taxonomy places the organism in Eukaryota, Fungi, Glomeromycota, Glomeromycetes, Diversisporales, Gigasporaceae.
AUGAAUCUUGAAGAACGUCUUAAACGACAUGAGGAAGGUGAAUUAGAGACUAAGAUCUCUGUUUUACGUGAAAAACGCGAAAGAGUUAUAGCUUCAAUGCUUCGUAAAAUAAAAUUAACAAAGAAUGUAGAUUUUUGCUUUGUUUUGGACUGUACCAGUUCUAUGACUGGAUACAUCGAAGCUGCAAAGAAUUGUAUUUUAAAAGUGGCAGAUUACAUGAAACGUACUAACCCGAGCAUUUCUGUAUACGUCGGUUUCUGCGGAUACCGUGAUUAUUGUGACAAAAAGGACCGAAUUCAGUAUUUAGAUUUUACCGAUUCGUAUGAAAUAUUCAGAGAAUACAUAGAAAAUCAUGUAACAGCAAAAGGAGGUGAUGACGUUCCAGAAGAUGUCUUAGGUGGACUCGAUGCUGCAAUAACCCGAAUGUCUUGGUCUAAUGCCACCCGAGUCAUUUUGCACAUUGGUGAUGCACCACCACAUGGCCGUCGGUUUACUACUAUGUAUGACAACUACCCAGACGGUGAUCCAACUGGUCUAACGGCAGAAAGUGUUAUGAGCAGAAUGAAAUGGUUAAAUAUCUUAUACUUUUUUGGAAAAAUUACUGAUGAAACUGAACAGAUGAUCGACGUGUUUCGUGGCAUUAUUGGGCAAUUCGCUGUGUUUAAUCUCCAGGCCUCAGGAAAUGAUCCGGAAGAGUUACUUACUAAAUUUUUUCAUGCUACCUGCUCGGCCAUCACUUCUUCUGUUUCUGUGAAUAGUACUAUAAUAAAAGAUUCUUUUAGUACAAACUCUUUAGACAAAAAGAAACUUCAAAUAAAUCCGCAAGAACCUGACUGGUCAACCCUUCCGGAGCUAAAUGGGAAACUUUUAUCUUAUAAAUUGCCUAAAAAAUUAAGUGAUAUCAAGGACAAAAAGUAUUUCAGCAGAUCAAACCUUACAAUCAACAGCAUGACCUUCAAGGUUGCCUCACAACCGUUCUCUAUUGGUGCAGAGCGGUAUGCAUAUUUUGGUAUUGACACUCAACGAGAUAAAGCACAGAAGUUGGUAAUGAAAAAAUACCAUGAUACUGAUAAAAAAGAAGAUUCCAUUAAACGAUAUCUUGAAUCUGCAAAAGUCUCCUCAGUAGCGCAUUUUCUUGCAAUGGAAUUCAACUCAGCUGCCAAACAAGUUAAUAUCAAAGAGAAUAUUAAAUUUAUCUAUGUGAAGAUCUUGAGACAGAAUAGAAUAGAACAAUAUUAUUCUGUGGAGGAGUACUUCCGUGAUGCCAAAUUUAAACGUUUCAAUGUGAAUAAUGGUGUAAUUACAGAAUUUCGUUCCACUCUUGAGGCGUUUUCACAUUUCACACAUAAUUACACUAAAGGGUAUUUGGUGGUUUGUGAUUUACAGGGCAUUGAACUCGAAAAUGAGUUUUGGUUAACAGAUCCUGCAAUACAUUGUGUCGAUUCUUUAAGAUUCGGAGGAACGAAUCUCGGAGAAAAAGGAAUCAAUGAAUGCUUUUUAAAAAACCAUAACU